AUGUCUGCUCCGCUCAAAGUCGCGCGGCUCGUCUCGCUCGCGCUCGCCACCGCGUUCGGCAUCAUAGGCAUGAGCGUCGGCAUCGACGCCCUCGUCCAGUCCAACCGGCAGAAGAACAAGGUCCACCAGAGCGCACCUGCCGGCGUAUCCGUGUCCAUCCACACCUCCGACGUCUUCGACUCGGGCGUCGUCAACACCGUCGUCUGCGCCCUCCUCGCCGUCGUCUCCUUCUCCGCCCUCGUUACCACCCUCGUCUCCGCCUCUGCGCGCCGCACGUCCCGCAUCUUCGCGCACAUCCUCCUCUUCCUCUCCGUCUGGCUCUUCGCCACCCUCGUGCCCUUCACCGACUUCGUCGCGAACCGCCAGGCCAAUGUCUCCGCGACGCUCGACGGCAUCGCCCUGCCCCAGAGCGUCAUCCAGGCCGUCCAGGCGCAGAGCGGCGUCACGGGCAUCUACCACGAGGUUUUGUACCUCCGCCUCGCGACGGUAUUCCCGUGGAUCGCGUUCCUUUUCGGCGGGCUAUCUGCGGUCUUGUCGUACACCACGGAGCGCAGUGCCGACUCUGCGCGUUACCCGCUCGUGGCCGGCGGCAGGGCGGGUUCCAUCAGGGACGUAGAUGACAAGCGGAAGGAGGGGGAGAAAGUGGGCGUCCAGCAGGUAUAA
Messenger RNA from Sparassis crispa, 663 nucleotides. RefSeq lists its product with no specific name. The transcript is spliced from 2 exons. The record is from RefSeq and is a predicted model, not a curated record. The coding region runs from base 1 to 663 and encodes 220 amino acids. NCBI's taxonomy places the organism in Eukaryota, Fungi, Basidiomycota, Agaricomycetes, Polyporales, Sparassidaceae.